Messenger RNA from Cuscuta epithymum, 1651 nucleotides. The record is from the annotation of a GenBank genome assembly. Lineage: Eukaryota; Viridiplantae; Streptophyta; Magnoliopsida; Solanales; Convolvulaceae.
AUAGGUACGGACGUCGUCUUUCAAGCUCCAAUCGAAUCUUCAGUAUAUUUCACAUGCAUUGUAUCCCCAAUUAGAUUUCAAUUGGGCUUGGGGUACACCAUUUGGUACACACACCUACACACUAUAAAUAGGCCCAAAAAUUACAUUUUUUUUACCCCCUCCCCCACGUGCGAUUUCUUUCCCUCCCCUCCCCUCUAUUCCCGCAGCUCCUUCCAUCCCUCCCCUGUUCGACGUUUUUAAUUUCCCUCAGCAGAACAAACCUUACAAAAAUGGAAUUUCCUGGCUUUGUGAAUGAAACUAUCAUUGAUACUACGGUGGACGAUUUUUGGGCUGAUUGGGCUGAAGCAAACGGUGGUUGUCGACGUGAGGAUGAAGGUGAGCGAGAACCGGCGGCGGCCAUGGCUGAACGUGAUGGACAACCAGAUUCGGCGUCUGAACUUGACGGAGAACCGGCCAUGGACGACGUCCCUGAGCUUGAUGGAGCAAUUAAGCAAAAUGAGAGUGAUGAUGGUUCUAUACAAGCUCCGGAUGUCGGUAUGCAAUUUGAUAGCAAAGAAGCGGUGUAUGAUUUCUACAAGGCAUAUGGGAAGCGUUUAGGAUUUCCCGUAAGAACUAGGAGUACCACGAAACACAAAAAUGGAGUAGAUAUGGUUGGAGUAUUACUAGAGUGCUCUCAUGCCGGUAGCAGAUCUACUAGGUCAAAAAAUCAAUUGAAGCCUCAACCUUCAAUGCAAAUGGGAUGUGGAGCAAAAAUACGAGCACGCACAAAUUAUGAGGGACUUUGGGAAAUUUCAAAAAUCUGUCUUGAGCAUAACCAUCCCAUGAGUCCAACUAAGGCUCGCCUAUUCCGGUGCUAUCGGACUUUGACUCCCCAAGCAAUGAGGCAAGUUGCAAUCAACGAUGUGGCCGGAAUACGACUUCAUAAAACUUUCAAUGCAGCCGUUGUUGAAGCCGGUGGGUAUGACCAACUUCCUUUUAUUGAAAAAGAUUGUAGGAACUACAUUGAAAAGGUAAGACAACUUAGGUUAGGGAGUGGUGAUGCCAUGGCACUUCAAGAGUUUUUUUCUAAAAUGCAAGCUCAAAGCCCCGGAUUUUUCUAUGUCCUUGACUUAGAUGACGAGUCCCGAUUGCGUAAUGUGUUUUGGGCCGACAGUCGAUGUAGAUAUGCAUACAAAGACUUUGGAGAUGUGAUCACCUUUGACACAACCUACCUCACGAAUCGGUAUGACAUGCCUUUUGCACCAUUUGUAGGUGUAAAUCACCACGGACAAUCAAGUUUGCUAGGUUGCGGAUUAAUCUCUAAUGAAGAUACGCAAACAUUCGUAUGGCUAUUCACCGCAUGGCUUGAGUGUAUGGAAGGCCGUGCUCCGAUGGGCAUUAUUACGGAUCAAGACCGUGCAAUGCAAAACGCCAUCCAAAUUGUUUUUCCAAAUACAAGACACCGAUGGUGCCUAUGGCAUAUUAUGAAAAAGGUACCGGAAAAAAUGGGAGGCAUUACAGAAAAAAAAGAAAUCUUGGAUGCUAUUCAUGAAUCCAUUUAUGACUCACAAUAUAUUCCACAAUUUGAGCAAAGUUGGAAUGACAUGAUACAAAGGUAUUCCCUGCAAGAUCAUGAAUGGCUUGUAGUCAUGUACAAUGAAAGACACCGGUG